Molecule: messenger RNA, 4103 nt
Organism: Phymastichus coffea
Lineage: Eukaryota; Metazoa; Arthropoda; Insecta; Hymenoptera; Eulophidae
Exons: 15
Coding region: 1071-3980 (969 amino acids)
Source: RefSeq, a predicted model, not a curated record
GUAAAAAUUAUAACAACAGUAAGAAAAAAAUUUAUUUUAUAUGCAAUUACUGUUUUAUAGAUAACUUGAUAUUGUGUACAUAUACACUACAUACACAUCUACACAUAGACAUAAAAACUAGCAUUCUUUAUAAAUGAUGUACUAUGAUUCCUAACAUCUGAAACCCUGUUUCUAUAAAGUUUUCUCUAUGAGGUAGCAAAUUCAGUGUCAUUAAAUAAAAAAAAUAAUUCGUCAUGGAUUAAUUUUAAAUUUAAUAAAAAAUAAGAAACCAUAUCGUUAAUCUAAGUACAAGUUCAAAUUUUGCAGAUCAAAAUUCAUUGGAAACCGUAUUUCACUUAAUUUUCCACUCGAAACUUGGACUGUUACAAAGUUUUUAAAUUUGUGGCCUCGGUUGUGGCAAUGCUUAAAAACUCAAAGCUAAUGGAACUUGAGUGCUGACAGAUUUAAGUAAAAUUUUUGUUUCUAAAGUUCUGUAAGAAACGAAAUGUCCAAUAGAACUUAUUGACUUUCUGGCAUAUUUUGACCUGUCAAAUUGAAUGUCGAAAACAAAAUAACGCUAUCCUAUUCGUUUUCUACUAAAUUCCAAAAUCUUAUAAAAAAUCACUUUUUAUUCUUAUAGUUAUUAAAUCAAAUCGACACUACUACGAACUAAAAAGGCGAUGGGCUACAUUAUAUUUAGGUAGAUCGUAUACCAUAAAAUUAUUAAAUCGAAAAGUAAAAAGCAUGCAUUAUGAAUGGUCAGUAGAAAUGCUGUUUAAGAUAGUUAAGAAAACUUUAUUACAUCAAGAUAUUUUUCAGUUAUGUUAUUCAUAGAUAAGCUCAUUUGAAUAUGUGAUCAAUAAUCUACGUUCCUACGUAAAUAAAAAUAAUAGCAUGAAUAGCAACUCAAUAUCGUAUGAAAAAUUGUUGAUGAAAAUCAAUGCUUAAGAGUCAGUCAUCGAUGUUCUCGUUACUUAUAUGAAAUGUAAUCCUUGCGGGAAAUAUUAGCCUCAUGCAUCACCAAUCGAUCGACGAGUAAUUGUCGUUGAAAAGAAAACUAGUACUCAGUUAACUCUCUGUCCGCGAACGAAAUGCUCAAGACCAUUCUCAUCACUUUUAUUCCAAGAUUUUUCUUGGUAAUAUUGACAAAUGCGAGUGUUGAUCAUGUAACAGUAUGCAAUGAACUAACUUGCGAAAUGAAUGAGCAAUGUGUCAUUCGCAAGUUUUGGUGCGAUUAUAAUGUGUGUCCUCAAAUGAUUUACUGUUCAAAGUCACAACUAGAGUCACUGAGAGGUCCUGAAACUUGCAAAUCAGUUUUCUGCCCCGAUGGAUACAAAUGCGUUCUUCGAGCUCAUGAAUGCACGUGGAAUAACGACUGCAAACAGCGUUUUGCUCGUUGCAUUUCCAAUGUAGAACUUGCAGAUGAGCCAGUUUCCUGUUUAAAUGUUAAGUGUGGAAAAGGCCACCAGUGCGUUCUUAGAGAGACGCACUACUGCCCGAGGCCACCUUGCCGACUUACCAAGAGCUGCGCUUAUUCAGAAGAUGUUGAAAUAUGGUUCGACAAGUGCAGACAAUUGGGCUGUCGUUCCGAGCACGACUGCUUCCUAAGAAGACCUGCAGAAAAAUGUGCAAUGUCGUCUUGUGCCCACAUACCCGACUGUCUUGUUACGCCAAACACCUUUGAAUCCACUUCAAGCAAGCUUUGCUAUGGCUGGAUCUGCCCAAUAGAUCAAGUAUGCUCGGCACGACUGCAAGCUCCCUGUAACACCCCGGGCAACAAUUGUCCAAUUCUUAGAUCCUGCAGUCGACCUUCAUCUGAUCUUACGCAGCACCCGGGCAUUCGGACGACCCUUUCGGACAUUGAGAAAGAUAUUUUACUCGGGGAGCAGCGUAGACUGCAGCAGUAUCGCGAAGCGAUGAAUUUCACGGAAAAGGAUAUUCAGCGAUAUUACGAUGGUUUUUUAUCCAUAGCUGGUCCAUCCUGGAAAAAUCCAGACUACGCAGCGUCCCCUAUGAAGUCGGGGCGGGUGAGUGUGAGUCCGAUUAUGCGGAGCACAUCCCAGCACGGUGGCGAUUCAGUCUGGCUGACCUAUUUGAAGCGUCGAACUGGAGCCGAGGCGGUUCGAUAUUGGAUCGACAAGGCGAAAAGUAAUCAAGACUAUGAGGGUUUUGUAGAAUGGCUGAACACCGUAGAGGAGCUUCUCGAUCCGGACACUUACCGACUUUGGCUGAUGGAAGUAGAGUCAGCAAGCGCCAAUGUACCCGAAUUUCAGGCGUGGAUUUCGCUGCGCAAUCUCGCGGCCCAUCGGCUCGCUGCUGUUGCCUCCCCCACUCAGAGGACUCUUCCAGUUUCGAUAGCCGACAGAGCGAAAAAUCUCUUCUACAGCGAUAAAAGCUUGGCAUUUGGGGAUCACCGACAAAAGGCCGAGUCGGGAGGCGCGAUUCGGCAGCCGGCCAAUUUCAAAUUCAACGAGGCAAGUCAAUUGGAGGAUGGCCGACUGGCACAUCUUGAGAUUCCAUUCCGACCUCAAGGUCCGUCGGAUGUUGCCUACGGGCUGCCACAGAACUUUGGAGGAGUCGUCAAGAACUCGUGGAACUCGUGGCAAUCCUAUUAUCAGUUAAAGCCGCCAGGUCUGUCCGGAUCGGCCGGUGGUCAUUUGGAUACGAAGGCUCGCCAAAAUGCAGGCGUGCCGCAAAUGUUUUUCGUAGAUGAUCGAUACGCCACGGCAUUAAAGCAUCAGGAAGUCUCGGCGGCACGAAGUCUCGGAGCGAUGAUAGAGCAGAUUGAAGAUUUCAAAAAGAUUCGGCCAAACGUUGCCAAAUUGGAACCCAGUCAGUCCACGUCACAGCUGAUGCUUUCAUCUAGUCCUAAGGAUAAUAAGCCGCUGCCAAAUUUAUUGAUUUACUUUCCUCCACCCUUGAAUUUUUUCAUUUAUUAUUUCGUCGGGAGUAGUAACAAUACCGAAAAUAUUACUUUACAAACCAACGAUAAGGAUAAUUCUAAAUCUCAAGUAGGCAUGAGAAUGUUCAAUAGUGAUAGUUAUAUACCGGAAGACUAUGAUGAUAACCCUAACUUUUAUAACAAAACUAGUCCGGUAGAGAAACAAAAAGAAUUUGAAUUCAUUCGAAAAAUUAUUAAAGAACUCAUAAAUUACUGGGACGAUGAAGAACAAUCGUUGGGUAAAUCCGACAAAUUUAAUAACAAUGAUACAGUAAUCAGAAUGGGAAAUUAUAACGGAAAGUCACAAAGCGUCACUAGUAGCGUUACUCACGGAAUAAAAUUCGAAGAAGCUGAAGGAAAAUCAACUUUCAACAAAUUUUUAGAAUGGUUAUUCGAAAAUGGUCAUAUAAACUCGACACAAUUGUCGAACUCGAGUUCGAGGAAAACAUAUCCACUGGUUCCUGAGGAGUCAGUUCAUUCUCCCAAUUCGCGGAAUUCUGAAAAUAAUACAAACACAACAUCAGGGAAAAUCCGUAUACUUGUCGAUAUCGAUAAAAAUCCGGAAAUAAUAAAAAAAUUAUUUUCAAAGGAUAUCACUGACAAGAAAAAUGACUCAAAUUCUCGACAAUAUCAAGUAAUUGUUAAUUUGGAUGAGUACGCCGAAUCCCAAGAAAAAGAUUUAAUAUCCCAAAAAUUAAUCAAUAUAGCAUCGACAAAAUUACAUCGAAAUAUAACUGGAGACGAGAAGAUACCAAAAAUGUUGUGGGUGUUCCCGGUAUAUGGAAAUGAAGAAAAUGAAACAAUAUUAAAUGAAUUUAAAGAAAGAAAUAGAGAACAAAUUAAUACAUUGGUAAACGUAGAUGUUCCAACGACACAUACUGAUAAUAACGACAGCUAUCAUAAUUUACCAGACAAUCAUAAAACAAAUAGCAGCAUGAGAAAUGUGAAUCAAGUUAACAAUUCUAGCAAUGAUCAGUCUAAUGUUGACAAUUCAACUAAAGAUGCCGAAGGCGAAUAUUAUGAUGACCAUGAUAUGUACGACGAAUACGAUUACGAGUAAAGCGACUUAAAUGUAUCGAUGGAAAACUGAUCGUAUACAAAAUGAGAUUUGUAUUAAAUUAAGAAUUGUUAUAAAUUAGUCGAAUUUAAUAACGUGAUCUUUAUGGAAAUAAAAGUAAUUUCG